This is a messenger RNA of Striga asiatica, 2637 nucleotides long. Lineage: Eukaryota; Viridiplantae; Streptophyta; Magnoliopsida; Lamiales; Orobanchaceae. The record is from the annotation of a GenBank genome assembly.
UUUAGACUCAUUUGUCAAUAUUGACUAGACAAACUUGAGUCCGAGCCAAGUUACGAUAAAAAUUGAAAAGCGCCUGCUCUCAAGUUUAACGAGCUAAGCCAAACCUGUCGUUUAUUAAAUGAAUCACUCAACUUGAAUGAGUCGUGUUGUUUAUUAUACACAAAUUUAAGAUAUCCUGAUAUCCAUGAGAAUGUGAUACAAUACAACUUAUUUAUUGCUCUCAAAAUAUUUAUGUAUUUAUCAUUUUAUUUUACAACAUAUAUUAUGAACAAAAAUCAUAAAUCCUGAACGAAGAGUUCCAUCUCUGUAAGCCGACGAAAGAUCCGAGCUUGCGAGCUGUGAUCGGCUUUCCAAGAUUUCAAGCGAAAGGGGUCCAAAUCAAAGCAAGAAGAGAGAAAAUGGGGCUAGAGAUUAUGGAGCCAAAUACUUGCAUUCGUGGCUGCUGCCAUAGCCACACAAUCCCUUUCCAUCUCCGCACGUGUUCUUAUUCAAUUUCUUCCCCAAUCGCCAAAGGUGCAGAAAGUGUGGUGUACGAAGGGGUUCUUGAUGGGAAGAAAGUGGCCGUCAAGAAGCCCGUUUUGUCUACUUCCGGUGACCUAGAUAAGUUCCACAAAGAGUUGCAGCUGCUCAGCAAGUUGAAUCACCCAGGAAUAUUAAAGCUUGUGGCAGCUCAUGCUAGGCCGCCAAAUUAUAUGUUUUUCUUUGAAUUUUACGAGGCUGGAAAUCUUGCGCAAAAACUGCAUGUGGAAGAAUGGAGUCCGAGCAUUGGUCAAGCGAUUGAAAUUGCUAUUCAUUUAGCAAAAGCUCUGCAAUAUCUGCAUAGCCUGGGAAUUAUACAUAGGGAUGUAAAACCAUCAAAUAUUCUUCUUAACGAGAAUCUUCUUCCUCAUCUCGCGGACUUUGGUUUAGCCGAACAUAAGAAAGACCUUCAACAAGUUUCUUUGAGAAACUGGAAAUCCUCUGGCAAACCAACUGGCGGUUUUCAUAAGAAAAAUAUGGUUGGAACGAUUAUUUACAUGGCUCCUGAAGUACUGAGGAAAGAGGUUCAUACCGAAAAAUCAGAUGUGUACAGCUUUGGAGUGACUGUUAAUGAGCUUCUUACGGGUGUAGUCCCUUAUACUGAUCUUCGAGCAGAGGCACAGGCACAUACAGUCUUGGAAAUGAACUACACCGAACAGCAACUUACAGCAGCUGUUGUAUCUGAAGAAUUACGACCAGUUCUUGCUAGUAAAAGAACAGGCGCAUCAAUUGCUUUUCUCUCUUUAAUAAAAAGAUGUUGGGAUUCAAAUCCUCAGAUUCGACCGUCUUUCGAUGAUAUAGUGUCUGAACUCCAUCUGAUGUCAGAAUGUAGAGAAAAAGAAGAAAACUCUACAGAAUCCGUUAGAUCACAUGACCAUUUGGAUAAAACCGAGACGAGAAGUUAUGAACCAACCCCAAAUUGGUUAGACAAAGGCCGGAACUUUCCAGAUAAUUUGCAUCUUUCACUUUCACCCGAAAAUGUGGGGCCCAAGUGGCUAUCUUCGAACGAUGGUUCGUAUUGUCCUAUGUUGUCCUAUGGAUCCUUCUCAACUUGUGGGAGAAGGGAAACUAUGGAGGACACGCACUUUAUGAUACCGAAAUUUUGCAAUCAAAGUGAUGUAUAUUUUUUCGGGAUCUUGGAUGGUCAUCGAGGUGCUGAAGCCGCUGAAUUUUCGGCUGGGGCCUUACCUCGAUUUUUGUGUAAUCUACUUUCCAUGCACAGCCCAAAUCAAGCGCUGUUCGAGGCUUUUGUCAAAACUGAUAUUGCAUUUAGGAAUGAAUUAAUUUCUCGUCGAAAAUCGAGAGCAGUUAUUCAGAAGAACUGCCAUCCCGGGUGUACUGCAACUACUGCUUUAGUAGUUAAAAAUAAAUUGUUUGUUGCUAAUGCUGGCGAUUGCCGAACGAUUUUAUGUCGAGCUGGAAGUCCAUAUGCUUUAAGCAGGGAUCAUUUGGCGAGCUGUCUUGAGGAGAGAGAACGUGUCAUAAGUGCUGGCGGCGAAGUCCAAUGGCGAGUCGACACGUGGAGGAUCGGCCCAGCUGCUCUACAGGUUACACGGUCCAUUGGUGAUGAUGAUCUCAAGCCUUACGUAACAGCAGAACCUGAAAUAACUGAAACUUUGCUUUCGGCCGAGGAUGAAUAUAUAGUAAUGGCGAGUGACGGGUUGUGGGAUGUUUUGAGCAAUAAUGAUGUCAUGAAAAUUAUAAAAGAUACGGUAAAAGAGGCUGGAAUGUGCUCAAAAAGACUAGCGACUGAGGCUGUCGAACGAGGCAGCAAAGAUAACAUAACCGUUAUUGUCAUCUUCCUUCGUCCCGUUUCGACAGCCGAGAGGAUUUAUUAAGCUUUCGAAAGAGAAAUCUCUCUAUAUUCAAUUAACAUUCAAGAAAUUAAACUGUUCUAUAGCCAAAAAAGGAAGAAGAGAAAAAGAUUGCUCAACCAUUAUUAAAGAUUAAUAGGUGAUUGGAUAAUUUGUUGAUGUAUUGGAUGGAUACAUUAUUGAUUUAUUGAUUUUGUAUGUUUUUGGUGCUCCAUUUUGUGAUAAUAUUUUUUGAGUGAUUGUUGAUUUUGUGGUAAUAACAAUGAUAAUGGCAAUUCAGGAUAUCCUGAUAAGUGCAUCAACA